AUGGCAAAGAGGUUGGCAAAUCCUGUAGCCGUCAAGCGUGUAAAAAAACGAUGUUCACAUCUCAUCCACACACCACCACCUACCUCCUCCCUCUCCGCCUCCUGCCCCUUCCUCCCACCCCCAUCCCCAUCCCCAUCCUCCUUCGCCUUACCCCACCACCCCGACCUCCUCGACCUCUACCUCCCCACUGACCCCUUCUUCGCCCCGCCCCCCAUCCCCUCCCGGCACGCCUUCCUCCUGCACGACCUCACCGACCGCGUCGCCGCACUCGAGCUCGCGGCCCGCGCGGCCGCCCCGCAGCCGGCGCGCCGCAAGUACACCUACGCGGCCACGGAGCCCGGCAGCCGGAAGGUCAAGUGGACGGCGGAGGAGAAGCCGCCCGGCGGGGGCCGGGCGCUCAAGUGGGAGGCGGAGCUCGCCUCCCGCAACGACGACGGAUUCGACCGCAAGUGGAGGUGGGAGGUCAAGUCCAAGGGCGGCGCCGGAGGCAAGACCAAGACCAAGUGGGGCACCGAGAUCAAGGGCAAAGGCUCGCUUGAGCCAUGGUCGUAUGCCUACACCUGGGAGGAGGACUUCACCGCCUCCGACGACGACGAGGAUGAGCUGGAGGUCGAGGAGCGCAGGCCGGAGAAGCCCAAGAAGAUCAAGGCCGCCGCCAAGGACAAGGAGGAUGACAAGAAGAAGAAGAAGCCGGCGAGGACGUGCAUCCAGAUCGAGGAGAUCCCCGAGGACAACACCGCCGGCUGCGACGCCAUCCGCAAGGCCUUUGCCAUGGGGAACGGCAAGGGGAAGGCCAAGGAGUUGUCGCCGCAGGAUGCCGUGCUGCUCAUCCAGAUGAACUACAGGGCGCACCUCACCCACCGCUCCCAGGUGCUCAGCUGCCUGCGCGAUCUCGCCGUCGCCAAGGCCAAGCUCAAGGAGCUCCGGUCCCUCUUCUACAACCUCUCCUACAGGCGCCGCCUCUCGCACGACCACGAGGAGCGCCAGAGGUUCUCCGAGAAGAUCAUUGUCCUGCUCCUCACUGUCGAUGCGCUCGAGUCCAUGUGCGAGAAGAACGGCCAGACCCCUCCGCCGAUGCCAGUCAUUGCUCCGGCGGGCACGCGUAACUCCCGGCAAGCAUCGACCGAUCCUUCUCCGUCUGCCACUAGCGCGACCGGACCUACACCUACACCUACACCUCCGUGAUGACGAUUUGCUUAAGAUCACGGAAGCUUGGGUUGAUGGAGUUCUUGUAUUUAGUUUUUGUUUCGACUUUGUGAAACUUGCUACCUAUGGAUGAAACUGUGUAAUAUUGAUGAAACUAUGUAUAUGUACGGAUGAAACUUGCUGCUAUUGGUAACAUGUAUUGGAUAUAUGUGUUCAUGACUAUUGGUAAUAUGUGGUGAAUAUGCUAUAUUGGUCAUA
Molecule: messenger RNA, 1404 nt
Organism: Triticum dicoccoides
Lineage: Eukaryota; Viridiplantae; Streptophyta; Magnoliopsida; Poales; Poaceae
Product: BAG family molecular chaperone regulator 7-like
Exons: 6
Coding region: 1-1185 (394 amino acids)
Biological process (GO): protein folding
Cellular component (GO): plasmodesma
Source: RefSeq, a predicted model, not a curated record